Messenger RNA from Metarhizium album ARSEF 1941, 237 nucleotides. Its product is annotated as Histone-fold protein. Gene Ontology annotation, biological process: chromosome segregation; kinetochore assembly; mitotic cell cycle. The coding region runs from base 1 to 237 and encodes 78 amino acids. The record is from RefSeq and is a predicted model, not a curated record. The transcript is spliced from 4 exons. Gene Ontology annotation, molecular function: protein heterodimerization activity. Gene Ontology annotation, cellular component: nucleoplasm; kinetochore. Lineage: Eukaryota; Fungi; Ascomycota; Sordariomycetes; Hypocreales; Clavicipitaceae.
AUGGCUCUGGGUAAAAAGGCAUAUCCGAGGGCGACCGUCAAGAAGAUCAUCAAGGCACACUCGAACAUGAAUGUCAAGAAGAAUGCAGAUGUCACGAUAUUCUUGAACUACGUCCUUUUCAUGGAAACACUUGUCAAAGAAGCAGCCAUCUACGCCAAGCAGUCUGGCGAGCGCGGCUUGACUGCAAGAAGUGUAAACAAGGUGACGCGGGACACGCUGGCCAAGUUUAAGGGCUGA